Molecule: messenger RNA, 2310 nt
Organism: Kockovaella imperatae
Lineage: Eukaryota; Fungi; Basidiomycota; Tremellomycetes; Tremellales; Cuniculitremaceae
Exons: 1
Coding region: 133-2208 (691 amino acids)
Source: RefSeq, a predicted model, not a curated record
GCAUGCUGAGGUUCUCGCUGCAACCUUUGAUCAGAUUGCUGAUCUUGACAGUCACAUCGUUACUUCUACGGUGUCAAUUUUUUGGGCGAAAACUGGUAACAGUUUCCCUAUACUUCGUCCGAGAAACCCAUCAUGCGUUCCGAAAGACGCUCCAAGAUCUUCUCCUUCCUCAACCCUUUCGCCAAACCAGCAGCUAGCGCUGAGGAAGAAACAUCAAACUCACACUCUCUUCACGACCUCACUCUCUCCGGUCCCAUUCCUCUCGAACCCUCAGAGAUACCUCUGCCAGCUACAAGGCUGGGCAGAGGACCAAGUGGCGCCACUUCUACCUCAUCAUGUACUAUACCCCCUUACGAACCUCAAACGUACAUCUCUCGAUUAGAUGGACGGUAUCCUAUUCAAGAGCGAUCUCACGUCCCUGAAACACCUGCUACUGCUGGCUUGCCAUCUCAUGUAUCACUCUCGACCAUGGGUUUCGGGAACAGUCCCUUCAAAUUGCCUUUUUCUGAUUACAGCGGAAUGCCCGGACGAGAUGCCUCUCACGGUGUUGGCGAAUUCGGGCAGUUCAUUGGCGCCUCAUCCCACGCGAACCCGUUGGAUUCAUCUGCCCCACGACAACCUACGACACCCAAUGGUCUCUCGUGCUCUCACAGCUCAAGACGGGAGAUACCUACUCUGGCAUCUGCCAUCCAAAUCCACGAAGCUCUCCAAAAAGAGGCGUCCUCGGCCAAGGAUGGGCCAGUUGGCCAUCAAAAUAAUACAUCCACAUGGAGAGGCAUUCCCAGAUCCAUCUCGAGAACAUCUCUGUCCCUCUUUGAUACCUGGAGUCAUUCAAAGUCUCGAUCCCGACGAGGAACCAUAAGUUCGCUUGUCAUCCCUGCGGAAUCCCCUCCACCUUCGCAAUCCGUGCCGCCUGUGGUCCCACAGGAUGUCAAGGCUGGAACAACACGGGUCAGACGAAAGAUGUCGAUAGACAACCUCGUUCGAUCACUCUCGCGUCAAAGCCUCUUCAGACCUUCUGCUCAAGAGCAGUCAAUGCCUUCGGAGAUGGUCGCGCCUGAUAACCGCCGAUGGACAGCAGUCUACUCAGAGGCUUCUGACGACAGUAUAAGUCAAAAACUUCACGCCGGAAGUGCGAGCGAUGAGAGGAAGACCAGUCGAUUUGCCAUGCCCCAAAUGAGAAGCAUGAGGAGCAAGUUUUCGGUGGGACGCAGAGACUCAGCAGGUCUAGCACGGAGGUCUAUCUUGGAGAUGGGAACCGGUAGGAAUGGGUCGAUAAUCCGGGUGUCUGCUCUUUUUCAGAGACCAGAAGACGCAUCAGUCAUGAGCGAUACCGAUCUCGCAAACAGGAAACACUCGGAGGUGCUGGAAUUAAGCGAGGUGCAAGAUACGGUCGAGAUCACCAAGACACCAACGCUUUCUGUCGAAACGUCUCCCCCUCGCCCAGCAGUGAUAGCCAACCUCGUGCAGCCCAAUGCUGCCGCCGCAGUCUCCUCUUUGACGGUGGCUCUUUCGCCGGCCCGAGAUGACGUUUCGAUCCUGGAUCCAUGUAGAAGUCCAUUGAUUGUGCCUCCUCCAGAUACAAUGUUGAGAGACCAAGCCAGGAUCCGUCACUCAAUUGCUUUGAGGGAACCCUUCGAUCUUCCCGCGGUGACUCCAAUACAGUCAAAGAAUCCUCAUUUGACAUCUUCGAUGCCGCCCUCCGAGUCACAAAGAGCGAUCCUUUCCACCGCAGAAUCCAGUGGCACGUUGUCAGAUCUCGCAUCCACCGACUCAUCAGCAAGCUUGGCAGCGAAGAUGAAACAGAGUCUCUCCGAGCUCAAGAGCGCUUUCAAGCGGAUGCGAAACAUGUCAGACCUUGAUCUCAGCUCAGUCGUCACCUCUAUUCCAUCAAGUGAGCACGAUAGCGUCGAUGCAGGGUCAAUGAAGCAGUCGUCUUCGGCGGGUAACGAGGAGAUCUUGCACAUCACCAACCUCGAGGAGGACUUGAACGAGGCGAGCCCGCCAGCCGACAAGACCAUUAGUCAUUCGGUCAGCGUUUCGAUUGAAAAAAAAGCAGGCUCUAUCGGGAGUGCCGAUGUCGCUCUUGCUGACGCAGGGGGCGAAAAGAUGUCCUGUGCUCCGAGCGGAACGUCCUGGCAUACGGCACGGGAAGACCUUCGAGUGUCCAUAGCGGAUUUGACGAGUCUGGCAUGGGAAGCGGGUUGAUCAUCGCUUGCGCCAUAGAACUUUGCGUUGCGUUGCGUUGAAUGAGCACUUGACGAUAUUCGAUCUUGCCUAUGUAUCCACUUUUUUGUGGGCUUUGUCGUG